Dentiscutata erythropus is the source of this 1296-nucleotide messenger RNA. The record is from the annotation of a GenBank genome assembly. NCBI's taxonomy places the organism in Eukaryota, Fungi, Glomeromycota, Glomeromycetes, Diversisporales, Gigasporaceae.
AUGAGGCCCUAUAGAUUUAUUUGGAUUGUUACCAGACGAUGUCAAAAUGCACGGACAAUUUUCAACUGUCAAAAAAAAUUUCAUUUAGAAUCUAUUAAAAAUUAUCAAUUUAAUAGAACAUGUACAAUAAAUCAAAAUAAAUUUGAAGAAUGGAGACAAUUAAAAAAAUUGUCUUAUCCAAAAAGAUCGACUUUUUGGAAAAAAAAAAUUUGCCUCAAAAAAUUUUUUAUCUUUGCAUUACCAAAUAUUCGAUAUGCUAUCACUGUUGCUUCAAUAGAUAAUAAUACACAAUCUGAUAAAAUCCAAUACACAAAACCAUCACUGCAACUUAUACAAGAGCACACUUCAACUAUUCAUAAUGAUUCUCCUAAUAUGAUAAAGAGUUGGAUAAAUCAUAUUAUUAUAUUUAUAUCAGAAAAUUUUGUUGAGCCACUUUUAAUUGCUUGCAGAUUUACAUAUUUGUUGAUUUUAUUUUUACCAUUGAUCAUUGGAUCACCGAUCAUCUUCUUUGGAUCAAUAUUACCCGAACAUGGCAAUGAAAGGGCAGGAACUAUCUUGUGGUAUAGAAUACUGGUCCGUCAAAUGGAAUCGGCUGGACCAACAUUUAUAAAGCUUGCGCAAUGGGCUGCCUCAAGAACUGAUAUAUUUCCUCAAGAGAUGUGCAGCCGUCUGUCAAAACUUCAUUCGUCUGUAGGUGCACAUCCAUUUAAUGAUACGAAACGAAUCGUUGAAAAAGCAUUUAAUAAACCAUUUCAUGAAAUUUUUUCGGAAUUUGAUGAGAUACCAAUUGGGAUUGGUGCUAUUGCACAAGUAUAUAAAGCUAAAAUUCAUCCUGAGAUACUUCCCACAGAAUAUUAUAAGAAUUAUCAAGAAGAUUCAAGAGCUAUAUCCAAAAAACAAUUUAAGGUCCCCACUGGAUUUCCUACAGUCGCUGUUAAAGUACUACAUCCAACGGCUGAAAAAACUAUUCAACGAGAUCUUAAAAUCCUGAUGUUUUUUGCAAAAUUAAUUAAUUCUCUUCCUAAUAUGCAAUGGCUUUCUCUUCCUGAAGAAGUUUCAAAAUUUGGAGAAAUGAUGGGUGAUCAAUUAGACUUAAGAAUCGAAGCGACAAAUUUAUUGAAUUUUCAAAAGAAUUUUAAAAAUAAUAGAUUCGUGAAAUUUCCAAUGCCCGUCGUAGAAUAUUCUACAAAGGAUAUACUAAUUGAAGAAUUUGAAGAAGGAUUACCUGUUAAAUUGAUUCUUAAACAAGGUGGUGAAGUAUACGACAAUGUGAUUGCAAAUACUGGCAAGUUUUUA